Aspergillus viridinutans is the source of this 693-nucleotide messenger RNA. RefSeq lists its product as uncharacterized. The transcript has 2 exons. NCBI's taxonomy places the organism in Eukaryota, Fungi, Ascomycota, Eurotiomycetes, Eurotiales, Aspergillaceae. The coding region runs from base 1 to 693 and encodes 230 amino acids. The record is from RefSeq and is a predicted model, not a curated record.
AUGUCUGGCACGCGCAAUGUUAUCACCCGCAAUCGAGGUACAGCUACUGCCGGUAACAUCAUCGUCGUCCUGGAUUCUCAAAGCAAUGCGUGGAGUAUCGACAUCAGCAAUGCUGCAAAUCUGUGGCAAUCAUAUCCUGCUACAACAGGCGGAAUUGAUAUGAUUGCAGUCGGCGACACUUCCGGCAAUAAUACAGGCUGGCGUUUGUUCGGCCUCAAAAAACCGAAUCCUUCUUUGUACUGGCACCGGCCUCUCAGCGACCACAGCUCGCCCUGGAUCCAAGGUAAUCAUGGAUUUGCAGACUCCCCACGGGAGAUGACGAGCAUCUCCUUUGGUGGCUCAAGUGACCAGUUUGUCUUCGGAGUCCUGACUGACGGGAACUAUGCGGUGACCCAUUUUCCCAGCGGUGACUGGUGGAAAAACUGGCAUGCAGAUAUGGGGCCACAGAAGCCUACUCCAAUCAUGCAGCUAGUAACGUGUGCUUCAAUGAAUUAUGCACUUGAUGCAAACGGUGUAGUGUUUUCUCAAACCUUGUGGCCACCGGGUGUUUCGCAAUGGCGUCGCUUGACGCAGCCCGGAGGACAAACCGUACAGCUUGUUGCUGCUUCGAAGUCAUACGUAUGGGCAUACACCGCGCAAGGACAACUUUGGAACAUGCACUCCGGUGACUCAACCGGGGCCUGGAUCGGUUAG